Messenger RNA from Cylas formicarius (sweet potato weevil), 648 nucleotides. Its product is annotated as calcium and integrin-binding protein 1-like. Bases 53 to 619 code for a protein of 188 amino acids. Gene Ontology annotation, molecular function: calcium ion binding. The record is from RefSeq and is a predicted model, not a curated record. Lineage: Eukaryota; Metazoa; Arthropoda; Insecta; Coleoptera; Brentidae. The transcript is spliced from 5 exons.
UGGUCUAUUAGUUCGCACUCGACGCAGUCUCAAACUUUUAUGAUACGAAAAAAUGGGAAACAAUAACUCAUUGUCGGUAUUAACGGAAGACCUCCUUGAAGAGUAUACCAUUCUGACGUAUCUCAGCAAAGGUGAAAUUUUACAUUUGUAUAAAGUGUUUAGUCGACUGGCCCCUAAUGGAAUUUUGGGAGACCUGAAUUGGAGAUUCCCUUGCGAGAAUCUGGAGGAAAUUUUUACACAAUUAAAAUAUAAUCCAUUUAAAGACAGAAUAUUCAGGGUAUUUUCGUCACAGAAAGACGGUCUUAUGUCUUUUGAAGAUGUAUUAGACUUGUGCUCGGUGAUGUCCGAGAGAUGCCCCGAUAAAGUGAAAGCUGCCUGGGCGUUUCAAAUAUUUGAUUUCGAUGAAGAUGAAGCCGUGGGUACUGAAGAUUUGAUGAACGUAAUUAAAAGACUGACCAGCAGUGCCGGUUUCAUUUCAGAAACUGAUCAAAAGCACAUAAUUAAAAUCCUAAUGAACGAAAUGGAUCUGGAAUUAUCAGGACGGGUCGGAAUUCAGGAAUUUGUGCACGCGGUGGGAAAGAUGUCCGAGUUUCCGCAUUCCUUCUGUUUUAAGUUUUAAUGGGCAAAAAUUAACUCCAAUACAUUAAA